Messenger RNA from Lodderomyces elongisporus, 909 nucleotides. It is a transcript of the gene NIT3, whose product is annotated as putative hydrolase. Gene Ontology annotation, cellular component: mitochondrion. Bases 1 to 909 code for a protein of 302 amino acids. Gene Ontology annotation, biological process: L-glutamine metabolic process; oxaloacetate metabolic process. Gene Ontology annotation, molecular function: omega-amidase activity. The record is from RefSeq and is a predicted model, not a curated record. NCBI's taxonomy places the organism in Eukaryota, Fungi, Ascomycota, Pichiomycetes, Serinales, Debaryomycetaceae. The transcript has a single exon.
AUGUCAAUUGCCCCAGUCCUCAAGGCUCCUCUUUCAAAAUCAUUGCGAAUCGCACUUAUUCAACUCAAAGCCGGUGCAGAUAAGCUGGCAAAUCUCGCCAAAGUCACUAAAUUCAUUGAAGAUGCUACGUCUAGAACACCCAAGGUUGAUCUAGUUAUGUUACCGGAGUGUUUCAAUUCACCGUACGCGGUAGAUCAAUUUGCCAAUUAUGCCGAAUCGAUUCCAAAGGGUGAGACAACCGAACUUUUGUCUUCACUUGCAAAGAAACAUGGUGUUUUCAUUAUUGGUGGAUCUAUACCUGAAUUAUCACCAGAUCGUAAAAUCUACAACACUUCAUUAACAUUCAACCCCGAGGGGAAAAUAAUUGCAAAACACCGCAAGGCCCAUUUGUUUGAUAUUGACAUCCCCAACGGUAUUACUUUUCAAGAAUCUCUUACGUUGACUGGUGGCGAUAAAGCCACCGUCUUCAAAUUGGGUGAGUAUGGUAAUGUUGGUUUGGGAAUAUGUUACGAUAUCAGGUUCCCUGAAUUGGCCUCAAUUGCGUCACGUAGUCCAAAUAAUGCCUUUGCCAUGUUUUAUCCAGGUGCAUUCAACACAACUACAGGUCCCUUACAUUGGCACCUCUUGGCACGCGCAAGAGCAGUGGAUAACGAAACUUUUGUUGUUUUAUGCUCACCUGCGAGAGACGUUGAAGGUGGUGGCUACCAAGCUUAUGGUCACUCCUUAGUUGUGGACCCCUUGGGUAAUAUCAUAGCCGAGGCUGGUGAGGGCGAGGAGAUUUUGUAUGCCGAGUUGGAUGAGAGCUUGUUGCCAAAAGCUAGAGAAGGUAUUCCAGUCCACUAUCAAAGAAGAUUCGAUAUCUAUGGUGACUUUGUAGGCGACGGAACCGCUAAAGUAAGUGAUAUAUAA